Messenger RNA from Prorocentrum cordatum, 209 nucleotides. NCBI's taxonomy places the organism in Eukaryota, Dinophyceae, Prorocentrales, Prorocentraceae. The record is from the annotation of a GenBank genome assembly.
GAAUCAAGUCCUACAUCGACGCCACACGUUCCUCUCUCAUGCAGGCCAUCGAGCUUGCCAAGUCCGAGAUGGCCUCCAGUGUCCAGCGCUCCGUCGGCUCGCUGGUCAGUACAAUCCAGUCCUCCUGCACGUCCCUGGGCACCCAGGUCGAGCGCCGUAUGGCUAGCGUCGAGUUCCAGGUUGCCGCCCAUCCUGAGAAGUUCAAAGAG